AUGCCUUCAGAAGGUUACAAGACGGAGCUGAAACUCGUGUCGUCGGCCAACGACGUCUGGGGCGCAAUCUUCGCCGCCACCAGAAUCUACCCGGCGGUCCUUCCCGACGUCUACGAAGAAAUCACGUCCACCAGGCGGGAUGGUUACUCCGAAGGCUCGAUGCGGAAGAUCACGUAUAGCCCAGGUUUCAAUAAGGCGGCGAGGAUGGCGAUGGAGGAGAUCACCGACGUGGACCACGAGACGAGGACGGUGAGCUGCUCGGUGGAGGACGGGGAGUUUGUGACCAAGCACUACCGGAGCUUCGAGACCACGACGACGGUGGCGCCGCUGCCGAGCAACGAGGGGCCGAGGGAGCCAGGGUGUAUUGUGAGGUGGAGUUGUUCGUACGUCAACGCUGCGGGGAGCUUGAGCCCUGACGUGGUCAAGGAUCUGAUGAACAAGACCUUCGAGGGCUUAGACAACCAUCUCCAGAAGCUUAUUCACUCCAAAACAGCACGAUCCUGACGUGGUUACGGAUAUGAUGAACAAGACUUUAGUGUUUGAAUUCAAUAAAUGAAUGUUUGUCUUCUUGAAUAAUGAUUUUAAACACGG
Molecule: messenger RNA, 591 nt
Organism: Linum tenue
Lineage: Eukaryota; Viridiplantae; Streptophyta; Magnoliopsida; Malpighiales; Linaceae
Source: the annotation of a GenBank genome assembly